UAUUUUCUCAAGAUGUUGCUGUUACUCGUGCUUUCGAGGAUGUUAAACUACGUUGGUGGAUCACCAAUGUUAACUCUUAUGAGUCACAUUAUCCUCAUCGAUCUCACAACAAAGCCAUUACCAAUGAAUUUAACAUUAUAGGAAAAUCAAAUGAUUUUGUUGAAUUGAACUCUCUAAAUCGCAAUAAGGCUGAC
Molecule: messenger RNA, 194 nt
Organism: Dentiscutata heterogama
Lineage: Eukaryota; Fungi; Glomeromycota; Glomeromycetes; Diversisporales; Gigasporaceae
Source: the annotation of a GenBank genome assembly